GUGAGGGGGGUGAGGGUUGAGUUUCCCUUUAGGCCGUAUGGCUCUCAGGUGAGGCUCCUCGAAGCUCUCAUCGAUGCUCUCAGCGCUCCUGGACGCCAUGCGCUCCUCGAGAGCCCCACAGGGACAGGAAAGACCCUGUGCCUCCUCUGCGGAGUUCUCGGGUGGAAGAACUCAAGCAAGGUGUCGAGCCAGAGCUCCUUGCCGCCUGAGCUUGCGUCCCUCCCGCCUUCCAUGCAUCCCCUCCCGUCCUCUCCGGGGUCGAGCCGCCUGGUCUACAUGUCUCGCACGCAUGGUCAGUUGACACAGGUCGUGCGAGAGCUGCGUGCGUCCUCCUACAAGCCGCGUAUGGCGGUGCUGGGAUCGCGCCAGCAGCUCUGCAUACAUCCUGAGGUAUCGAAGCUGCGAGGAAGUGCGCAGAACGCUGCAUGCUCGAAACUGGUUGGGGCACAAGCUUGCGGGUACUAUAGGAACGUAAUGGACCACAAGCACGAGAGGAAGGAAGUCGUGGAGGAGCUUAUGGACAUCGAGGACUUGUGCAAGCAUGGCACCACGCACAAGGUCUGCCCCUACUACUUGUCUCGCGACCUCUCGUCAGAUGCCGAAGUUGUCUUCAUGCCGUACAACUACCUGACUGAUCCAGCGUCCCGCAAGUCCUUGCUGCACUUGUGGAAGGACAGCAUCGUGGUGAUCGACGAGGCUCACAACAUGGAGACGAUCUGCUCGGACGCUGCUUCCUUCGACAUCUGCUCCAGCGACAUCGCCAUCUGCGUGAGCGAGAUCGACCGCUGCAUUGCCAUGCGCGAGAACCCGAUGGAGAUGAGCUUCGCUGACCCGCCCUCCGUGAGUGAGCUCGAGAUUCUCAAGCACAUCCUCCUCGCGUUCGAGAAGCAGCUGGACACCAUCGAGCUGUUGGGAUCUCCUCCCUCAGCCACUCGACGCGGUGAGUUCAUCUUCGAGGUGUUCAACUCUGCUGGGGUCAACAUGACCAACGCUCCCGAGCUCUGCCUCAUGCUCGGCAGAGCAGUAAGCAUGCUGUUGGAGGUGCAGGGGUCGGCGAUGACGACGAACCCAGCUCUCAAGUCGUUUGCGGAUGCUGUCGAGAUCGUCUUCAAGCCCUCUGAUCUCCAGAACGUCUCCAGGCUGUACCGGGUGUUCGUGAGCGACGAGCCAGAAAACAAGAAAGUUUCCAAGGCCGAGAGGAACAGCCUGGCCUCCUUCUUUCCCGCAGCAAGAGCGAGACGAGGUCGCUCGCUGGGCUACUGGUGCUUCAGCGCUGGGGUGACGAUGCGGGACAUCCUUCAGCAGGGCGUCAGAAACAUCGUGCUGGCAAGUGGAACUCUGUCGCCCAUGUCUUCAUGGUCGAUCGAGAUGGAGAUGAAGUUUGAGGUGGUACUGGAGAAUGAGCACGUGAUCUCUGACGAGCAGAUCUUCGCUGCGGUGCUGAGACGAGGGCCUCGAGGGACAGUCUUGAACAGCAGCUACCGCAACAAGGACAACAAAGAGAUGAUCCAUGACCUGGGGAAUGUGAUUGUAAAUACGUGCAGGAUCGUGCCGGAUGGGCUUCUGGUGUUCUUUCCCUCCUACAGCGCUCUCACCAACACCAUCCAAGAGUGGCAGAACGUCGGCAUCUGGGACAGGAUAGCUCGCCACAAGCACGUCUUCGUGGAGCCCAGGGAGAGCGCGAACUUCAAGGCCACAGUGACGGCGUACACCGAGCAGGUUGACAAGCAGGGGAGCGUCGGGGCGAUCCUGAUGGCAGUGUGUAGGGGGAAGAUGAGCGAGGGGAUCGACUUCGCUGACCGUCACGGCCGGGCCGUCAUCAUCACGGGCCUCCCGUUCCCUGCGCUGCUGGACCCCAGAGUCGUGCUCAAGCGAUCCUACAUGGACGAGGUGGCGGGGAGGCAGCCCAAGGACUCGAGCACGACGGUGAACGGGGAGAAGUGGUACAUGCAGCAAGCGGCGCGGGCGGUCAACCAGGCCAUCGGGCGAGUGAUCCGGCACAAGGAAGACUUCGGUGCGAUCCUGCUGUGCGAUGAGAGGUUUGCGGGUUGGACGAGGCAGCCGCUGCUGUCGCGGUGGGUGCAGGGGAGGAUCGAAGUGAAGGACGAGUUCGGCCCCGUCACUCAGCAACUCGCCAACUUCUUCCAGAAGCACAAG
Molecule: messenger RNA, 2157 nt
Organism: Guillardia theta CCMP2712
Lineage: Eukaryota; Cryptophyceae; Pyrenomonadales; Geminigeraceae
Exons: 2
Biological process (GO): telomeric loop disassembly; negative regulation of t-circle formation; regulation of double-strand break repair via homologous recombination
Cellular component (GO): nucleus
Molecular function (GO): DNA binding; hydrolase activity, acting on acid anhydrides, in phosphorus-containing anhydrides; DNA helicase activity
Source: RefSeq, a predicted model, not a curated record